AUGCCUUCAAGUCUCGGAGUUAUCGAGAUCCCUGCCCUCGCCAAGGUGACAUGGGACCUAUACAGCCAAUGCCAGAUCAUUGCGAAAGAUGCCCCCGCAGGAUUUCAAAAGCUGGCGACUGAGCUGGGCUCCUUACAGGGCACCUUACGCACCUUUGUUGACAAUGUGGAUUUCAAGGCAUCAUUUCUUGAGAAGAUGGAUGAAAAUUGCAAACAGACGUUUGAACGAUCCCUCGGUGCGUGCUUCGCGACCCUACAGCGACUAAAAGAGCUCCUUUCCCGGCUUAAGGGCUUCGAAACUGGAGAUGGAAAGGGUUUCUGGCAAAAGAUCAAGUGGGUGACACAACGAACUCAGAUUGAGGAUCUCAGAUCCGAAAUCACGGUACACACCUGCAAUCUGAGCCAAUAUAUGAGCUCUAUAGGGAAACCCUCGCUUGCUCGCAUAGAGAAAACAAUUGUUCUGGCGACGGGAGAAGAUGAGCAGAUCGUUCUCAGUACAGCGGCAUCACCUGUUCGGGAUACAGACUCCGUUGUCUCGCCGAUGAGCCCUGGCCAGGGCAUCGUGGAGCUACCAGCUAACAACGAAGAAAAAUGCGAAAUGGAUAUAAUCGAGGAAGUUCGCGCCAAAAUGUUGGAGUUGGCUAAUAACAGAAGCUCAGUGGGCAGUAGCAGCAAGGUCAAACAUACGUCUACAUCCUCCAAAUCGUCGAUAACUGAAUCGGAUGAGUCGCCCCUCGAUGAUACCUCGCCAACUUCCUGGUUAACCUUGAACACGUCGCCAUUUGUACCUACUUGGGGCCGCAUAAAUCAUACCCGAAUGCGCAGUGAGCAACUUCUCUUUGGCGGCUCGAUUGACGGCGGGACACUCGAUGAUGGGAUAUGGGCGAACAACUCCGACCAGGCGGAGGAGCAAGUCGUACAGCAAACUCGAUCCUACUCUGAUGAUGAAUAUGGCUCUCCUCACAUUAUCGAGGCUGUGACGCCCGCUAUGCAACAUCUUCGUGAUGUUCGGCACCAGGAGCAUAUCUCAAGGCCAAUACGGUUUGAGCCGCAGAAUAAAUUGCAUAGACCAACUGCGGAAACAUUGAAAACAUUCAAGGCAUCAGUCAAUGACGGGUUGCAGAUUAUAAGGCUAGCCACAAGAGAUUGGUUGCGCGUGGCAACUUGGUGGUUGUUGAAAGCGCGCACGACUUUGGCGAAUUGCAACAGACAUAACUAUGUCAGCGCCCGUGGCAGUCUGAGUCCCUCCAUGGAAUCGAGAUCGCCUAGUCACCAAGCUUAUCUUGAUCUGCUCAAGGCUUCAUAUAUUCUGUACGAUAUCGUUCUGGAGGAAGAGCCCUCUCCUGCUCUUUUGGUUGACGAGGAUCGCAAGUCAAUUGUUGAGCUUUCUGAAGGCAUUAACGAGGAGCUUUCCCAAUAUACUUCCGUCGACAUCCCCGAACCGUCGCAUCUACAUGCCCAAAACCUUGACAUUUGGGAGCCCAUGCAGCCGGAGGAAACUUGGAAUGGCAGCAUUAAUCUAGAUCUUGGUUUGGAUAAUUUGCGCUGGAUCGCUGUCGACCUAGAGGAUGCAGGUAACGAACAGGAAAAGGUUCUCUACCGCACCUUUGUCAACGCCUGCAUCGGGGGCAAAAGGUUUCGCAUGCGCACCAAGGGUGCUCCCUACAUGCUCUUGCUGGUAACACGGGAAGGUGAAAGCGAGCCAAAGAUUGUCCUUUGCAACCAAAGUGGCACUCUGUGCCUUGAACGAGACUUCGUACUAGAUGAUCUGUCGCCCCUUGUACAAUUAUCAAAUGCAUAUUUGACUGGCUUCCCUGGCGCUAGAGUCUCAGAACCUGUGCCAUUCAAAUUUGAUAAUAUGAGCGUUUCGAUAUCCUUCCAGUUUGAUAGAGACCUAGCACAGUUCAUCAAUAUCCCAAAGGCUUAUUUUGACGCCGUAUGGCAAAGAGAACCAUUUGAUUCAACCGAAUUUACCGAGAGCGUUAUUUUCAAGACCUCGGGGGAUAUCUUCGAGCAGCUGAACACGCCAACCAUGAAACCAAUGAAUCCGCCUGUUAUGGUGAAAUCCUGCGAGGUGCGCAUUCUGGAACGAUCUUUUAGAGAAGCCUGGCGGUCUAUCCGACGCAUAGUGAUCACUUCCUCUGCUGCUGAGAAGGCCCCACGAACGAUGGAACUUUUUAUGCCUCUCAGUGCAGUUCAGAUCAGCCGAGGAAAUAUGUCCCGUCAAGUGGUCUUGCAGUGGUCCGACACAUGCCAGGUGCGAUCUGACAAGACUGAUGGCAAUUACAACCCCUUGCACUCUUAUGUGUAUGACGAGACAGCACCAAAUAUCGGUGUCGGUCUACAAUUCCACUCACAUCAAGAAGCGGAAGAUUUUGAAAAAGCCGUCCUAGAGAUGAAUUUCCAUCCGAAUUUUUCCUGGUCACAACCCAGCAGCUCCGGACUUAUCUACAAUGUGGUUGAUACUGGCACUGAGCACAAGCAAUACAAAGCCGUGCUAGUAUUCCGAACUCGUGCACCAUGGCGAUAUUCAGAUUUGUACUAUAUUUACCGUGACGCCGACUAUAUAUACGACCACUCCUCGUUCAGCAUCCAUUUCCCCCGCAUCUACUGCACAGACUACAUCUCAACUCACGUUGACCAGCUCUACCAUCCAGAAGGCCCCGUCACAUUCUCCCACUCUGACAAGAAGACCAGUGAAACAACCAUCGAGUUUGGAAACGACCCUGUAGCCCGCUCAUUCCUCAGCUCCCUCUCUCCUCUAUACGAACUCCUCUAUUCCCGGCGGAUCCAGUCCCUAUCAACGAAAGGUAACUCGCUCUUUGGGUUCCAAAUGUCCACCAAGCGCAGCGCCGAUAUCCAACUAUGGCGCCGAGGAACAGCUUUUCAACUUGCCGCACGGUGGGAUGAGUCCGUGCCGGAUAAGUGGCUUACUAUGGCUGUUCCGUCGGAGUUCAUUGAUUGCUCAAAAGAGAAUACCCGACUCACCCUUCCGCGUCUUCCAUACAUGCGUGGUACGACACUUGACAUGAUGAAUGUUAUGGCUCGGAGUUCUAAGAAUCCCAUUGUCAAAAACAAAGAGGGUGCCAUGUCAAUUUCCUUUCAAACAAGUGAAGACCGAGACGAGUUUCUGGCUGUGUUACAAGGGCAGCAGUUGCCGAAGUUCCUAUGA
Penicillium roqueforti is the source of this 3171-nucleotide messenger RNA. RefSeq lists its product as uncharacterized. The record is from RefSeq and is a predicted model, not a curated record. NCBI's taxonomy places the organism in Eukaryota, Fungi, Ascomycota, Eurotiomycetes, Eurotiales, Aspergillaceae. The transcript has 6 exons. The coding region runs from base 1 to 3171 and encodes 1056 amino acids.